UGCACCAGGUUUAACACUGCUGGCUUUUGGGCACCUGUCAGGUCUCAGCUGUACCAGCCCUGCAGUACUACAGCUGCCUUGUCCCUACCAUGCACUCACCAAGGUUCCUUUCCUGUGGCAGGAGGAAUUUCGGUUGGAGAGGGGUCCCCAGCUGUUGGCACUGGUGGAGGAUGCCUUCUCCAGGCAGGCAGAGGGGCUGCAGGACCGCUGGCUCAUCUCUCUGAGCAAACCCAAUGAGAAUGACAAGCACUUGCUAAUGACGCUGGCAGGGGAACAGGGCGUUAUCCCUACAAAAGAUGUUCUCAUGGCACUGGGGGAUGUUAAGAGGAGCUUAGCUGAGAUUGGUAUCCAGAACUACUCGACCACCACAAGCUGCCAGUCGCACCCUAACCAGACGCGCAGUGAUUAUGGGAAGCUCUUUGUGGUGCUGGUGAUCAUCGGCUCCAUCUGUGCCAUCAUCAUCGUGUUGGGGCUCAUCUACAACUGCUGGCAGAGACGCCUGCCCAAGAUGAAGAACAUGUCGCACGGCGAGGAGCUGCGCUUUGUUGAGAAUGGCUGCCAUGACAACCCCACCUUGGACGUGGCCAGUGACAGCCAGUCGGAAAUGCAGGAGAAGAAGCCGAGUGUGAACGGUGGAAACACCAUCAAUGGCCCCGACAGCUGGGACGUCCUGAUCAAUAAGCAGGCGAGCGAGGAUGUGGAUGUGUUUGAGGAAGACACGCAUCUUUAGAAAAAGAAAGGAGGGAACCACCCUCUUAAACACACUUGUUUCUCUCCUAUCUUGACUGAUGGACCAUGGGAUCAGGUGGCUUCUCAGGAACUUCUUAAAACCUUUGAACAGGUCUUUGGGCAAGUUUUCCUUAUGGAAGUCCUGAGCCUGCAUCUGAGGCUUGGAGGCAGGAGGAUCACGGAACAGAGGGAAGCAGGAGGGGUGGGUUUAUAGAUCUCCGUGUGUGUGUUCCUAUCAGUAGCACCAAUGCUUUCAUCACCUUUAAAUGCACUUACUGUAGCUCUGUGGUAGUGGCUGAGAGUGUCUGGAUUGGAGAAACAAGAUGAUGGGGCUGCUUGCCACCAAGAGUCCAGAUUUGGGGAGUAAAUUCACUUUCCAGAUCCUGACCUUGAGAUCACAUUCAGUCUGUGCAGGUGCAGUAAAACCUGUGCAUUCUGGAUGGAGGGGAGCCAAGAUUCCAUCCAUGUCCUGGGCAGAGUUUGCAUUCCCCAUGUGAAAACAGGUUUUCUAGUGCUCUAGCAUUCAGCUACUAAUUGUAUGAGAGCUGAUGUUUACAUCUGGGGAAAACACCCCUACCACCCACUCCUUGCUGUCAUCUAAUUUCACCCCUGGUACCACAAACAGCCCCACUCCUUUUUUCAGCUCCACAACUCCAAGCUGAGCUUGCAAAGUUUGAGCACUUUACCCUUGCUUGACUGAUUGCAGAAAAUUCAGUGCCAUGGUGCAGCAUUUUAGAUGGAAAUGUGCUUUAGGUUGGAGUGUUGUUCAAAAAUUAUGUUUACAUGCCUCUUUCACAAUAGCCUGGGAAAUCAGCAGGAAAAUAUCCCUUGUCUAAGUGUAAGUUUUAAACUGGCUGGCCUUUUCCACUCCGGUUCUAUUUUUCAGGAUAGUUUGGUUUCAGUUGGUCAUUUUGUUGUAAAUAUGAAGACUAUGUGAAACUUCUUAAACUUUUUAAAUGAGAACAAAUAAUGUUCUCAUCCUAUUGUUUCAAUUUCAGCAUCUUGCCCUGAGGUAAGGGUUGGAAGUAUUUAAUACCCCACAGUUAUAAAUCCGGGUAACAUCCAUAAAAUCACUACAUUUAAACAAUGUAAAAGCCAGUUCUGAUGAGAUGAGAAUCGGAUGUAAGAGCUCUGCAAUGAAUGUUUCUCAGGCUUGCCUCAGGCAACUUUUGAGGCUCCAGCUCCCUCAAGAUGUGUGCUAAAGGCACAUGAAUAUGAGUAAUUGUUCUCUGAGCCCUGCCUAAACUACUGUCAAGCCUGAAAUCCCAGAACAUUUGUUUUUUCUGUCACUGAGGGACUGAGGGACUUGCUUCGGUCAGAGGCACCAGUACUUCUCUCCCUGGUGGUGAUCUGCAUGCUUGUUUCCUGCAAGAUGCAGCUUCACACUUGGUCUUGAAGGGAACCUUUGUAUACAGAGGCCCCAGAUGUGCAGCCUGAUGCUGAGCCUGUAAAUCUAUCACUGUAUGUAUAGAGACCUCUAGCAUGUUCCUCCCUGGUGCGUGUGCCUAAAGUCAAGGUGCAAGAAUCUGUUGUUGCAGUUUGUGUAGCGCUUUGCAUACAAACUGAAUCACAGAUCACCUCGAUGUAGGACCACUCUGAUACCAGUUUAUUAGGGAUUCAAGAAAGGUGAUAACUUUUGGUUUCCUAUCCAGAUUCCAAUUUUCAGUGGUUUUAGCCUGCCUCCAUAUCUUUCCUGGUGUUAUGUAGGAGACAGUAUUUAUCAGCUCCUUUUGUACCUUGGUAGGGUUGCAGAGAUGCUCAGAGUUCCUUCUCUUGCCUCAGCAGUUGGUAGUGGGGGACAGUCCAUGUAUGUGGACAGCCAUCCAUGGCCCUCUCUGACCUCACUGAUGGCUCCUGCUGAGUUUGAUGGGUCUGUGCAGUAAAGCUGUACAAGUCCCUUGGCUGUGUUGAAGGCACUUUGGGGAUCACAGGAUUAAAUGCAAAUUGUUAUGGUGAGUAAAUUAAAGCAUGGAGUUAAAAUUUGAGUUCUUAUAGCACUUAGCAUAACAGGGCCUGGCAUGCCCAUGGCCUUUAGACAUCUGCACUGUGUAAAUCUUUCCAAGUCAAAUAAUCCUCAUCAAAUAUGUUUUUAAUGCCCAGUGGCUGUUAAAAAGAUAAUGCCACCAAUCAGAUGUGAAUCAUUUCACCCACAAAUCGCUUCCUUGGUGCACAUCCCUGCUAAGAGCUGCUUUGCUGCCCUGUUUUCUCUCCACUAUCCUAAUUUAGAGAAACAACAAGGCACUGAUAAAGCAAUGCUUCCAGCUGGGCUCAGCACUUCCCAAUCUCAUGUAAAGUCUUCAAACUUUAAAGAAACCAAGGAGGCUAUGUGGGCUCAAUAAUCAGCUAGCAAGUUCUUCUAAUUUGCUCUUCUGGCCUCUCGUGGCCUGGAGGAUUUUCCAGAGAUGCUUUUCUCUGUCUGGACCAUCCAGGUGAUCUGAGAGACACUUCAAGAGUGGCUGUUGUGAGGCUGAGGACACUUUUCUGCUGUCUCUGACAGGGUGUACCUGGCUGUAUGAUCCCAGUUUAGCUUCAGAAAUCUACUGGUUGAUAGAAUUUCACUUUAGUCUGGUGAUACUUUUUGUCCUUUUACAGUUUGUUUUUUCUCUGUAUCAUUUUUUUGCACUAGGCUGAUCUUGUCAAGUCGAUUGCACUGUUGUCCCUCUCCUGCCAGCCCUGCAGAGACGGGUCAUCUCCGGGGACCUGCGGGCUGGGAAGCACUGUAGAGAGGCUGUUGGUAGCCUACUUUACUCUGUCCAGUGUUUGUAUUUCCAGCUCUGCACAGGGAGGAUGUAAAGAGGAAGAAAACCUUUGUCUUAGCAUUUGUAACAGGAAGCUUUUCUAUCACCCUAAUGUAGUUAAACUUCUUUUUAAUAAAAACUGUGAAAGCUGGA
Molecule: messenger RNA, 3620 nt
Organism: Parus major (Great Tit)
Lineage: Eukaryota; Metazoa; Chordata; Aves; Passeriformes; Paridae
Product: podocalyxin-like protein 2
Exons: 4
Coding region: 257-730 (157 amino acids)
Source: RefSeq, a predicted model, not a curated record